Messenger RNA from Aspergillus calidoustus, 942 nucleotides. The record is from the annotation of a GenBank genome assembly. NCBI's taxonomy places the organism in Eukaryota, Fungi, Ascomycota, Eurotiomycetes, Eurotiales, Aspergillaceae.
AUGCUCAUCGCCAGACGCCAACGAAACGCUCGACCCCCAACCAGCUGUUCAAGCAGCAAGUCAAACACGCCGCAAGAUUAUGCCGCCGCCGCCGUGAAGUCGAUCAAAGACCAGUGGAUCGAGCAAGGAAUCUGGGACAGCACCUGGGACGACACGAGACUCGCGGAUGAGCGGUGGUACUGGAAGCAUGAGGUGCGACCCGGAGUCACUGGGCAAUUACGGCCUGGACAUUUGAUGCCCGAGAGCUUGCAUGACAGUAGCAGCGCCUCCCGCCCAUUUAACCAGUUCGUGUUCCAGCUCAAGGUAGAAUGCCGGAGGCUGGCCGAGCUCCUCCGUGACAGGAGUUCUGUGCUGAGCGGGUCCAUCUUGCACACAAUUUACAGCAACGCGUACACGAGCUUGAGGAAUCUCUGGGUCUCAUGGGGCAUUUGGUACAGUGGCUGGAAGGUCAUGCCCGGCACCAGUUGGAUCCAUGAGCUCCCGCUGGAGGCCUGGCUCAAGGGGGAGAUGGGAGACGAUUAUAUUGCUCACGAUGAGAGCUCGGCAUGGGUGAAGUAUAUCCCCGAGGACCCAGGGGACCCAUCUUUGUUGAAGCCACUUGCUUCGCUUCAGGGGCAGUUCACUGCACCAGCCGGUCGCCCUUCUGGGUUUUCCGACUUCGCGAGAUCCCCUGCCAAAUUUGGCACGACCGCGGCGGCCAUUGCUUCCAACGCGGCAAAGGCUGCCAAAUCUAUCAAGCAACUACCCAAGUCGGCUACCGCGAAGAAAGCCAAGGACCAACCCAAGUCCGCUGCCCCGGCCAAGAAAGCAAAGACUGUCAAGCAAACCAAGAAGACGCCGGCAACGCGAACUCGGGUCCAGCCGUCGGGAGGAGUGUCCAAGAGUAGACGGAGUCCCCCGCCCCCUCGGAGGAGUGGUCGUCUGCAGGGUGUCGAUGAAUAG